Molecule: messenger RNA, 2208 nt
Organism: Anguilla anguilla (European eel)
Lineage: Eukaryota; Metazoa; Chordata; Actinopteri; Anguilliformes; Anguillidae
Product: extracellular serine/threonine protein kinase FAM20C-like
Exons: 11
Coding region: 82-1749 (555 amino acids)
Biological process (GO): protein phosphorylation
Cellular component (GO): Golgi apparatus
Molecular function (GO): phosphotransferase activity, alcohol group as acceptor
Source: RefSeq, a predicted model, not a curated record
UUUCAUAAGGAAGCGAAAGCAGAUGAUAAUCCGGUCGGUUUGCCCGGCUCUCCCUGGCUCCCCGGGCUCCGGAUCCUCGGCAUGAAGAGGUGGGGCCUGCGUCGCUGCUCUCGGCCUGCCUGCCUUCUCCUGGCGUGCCUGUCCCUGGCUCUGCACCUGUUUUUGGCCCUGUCCUCCCUCUCGCUCUCUCAGACGCCCUGCCGCCCUCCCGCCCGUCCCAGGACCAAGACCAUCAGGGCUCUGGCGGACUUCAACUUCACCUGGCUGGAGGCUGGCUCGCCCGGACGGGGCACUGGUGCCAGUCAGGUGGACUCAUCGCACCAGGAUGCCAGCAGACCCCACGACGAAAAAGCGGGAAACAGCGCCCCCUCUCUGGAGGAAGGGCCCAUCGCCUCGCUUAACAUGGCCACCAAAAUGGACCCUCUUGCCAAGUCAGCAGGGGCGGGCCUUCCUAAACUGUCGGCUCUCUUCAGCCACCCUCUCUACAACCUGCCACGCCCGCCGCUCCAUGAAGAUGAUUGGCUGCUGAAGGUGAAGCCGAAGGUCAAGGGCAACAACGGGGACAGCGUGCAGGAAUGGCUGAGUGACAACAAGGAGGCCUAUGACACGGCUCAGUGGAACAGCAGCAGCGAGUCGCACCCGCCCUGGCUGCGCUUCCACCUGGGCAUCACCCGCUGGCAGCUGUACCAGCGGCAGGACCCCGACCUGCAGCCGCUGCUGGAGCAGCUGGCCACACACCGCGUCGUGAGCGCAGUGCAGAAAUCAGGAGGGACUCAGCUCAAGCUCGUGAUGUCAUUCCCAAACUACGGACAGGCUCUCUUGAAGCCCAUGAAACAGGAACGUGACGCUGAGACGGACUUCAAUCUCUUCUACUUCUCCGACUUCGAGAGACACAACGCUGAGAUCGCCGCCUUCCACUUGGACAGGGUGCUGGGUUUUCAGCGGAUUCCACCUGUCGCAGGGCGACUGAUCAACGUGACCAGCGAGAUCCGUGACAUCACCACUGAUCGCAAGCUGGCCAGGACCUUCUACACCUCACCUGUGGGUAACGUGUGUUUCUACGGCCAGUGCUCGUAUUACUGCUCCACGGAGCACGCGGUCUGCGGGAGGCCCUGGGCUCUGGAGGCGUCUCUGGCCGUGAUGCUGCCUGACCGCGCCCUGGCACCCCGCCGCACCUGGAGGAGCCCCUGGAGGCGGUCCUACAGCCGCAGCAAGCGGGCACAGUGGGAGAAGGACCCAAACUACUGCGCCAAAGUGAAGGCCACACCCCCCUAUGACAGAGGCACUCGCCUCCUGGACCUGAUUGACAUGGCGAUACUGGACUUCCUCAUGAAUAACAUGGACAGACACCAUUACGAAACCUUCGAAAAAUUUGGCAACGACACCUUCCUCCUGCACCUGGACAAUGGAAGGGCGUUCGGACGGCACUCCCGAGACGAGCCCUCCAUACUGGCGCCGCUGCGACAGUGCUGCAGGAUCCGCCGCUCCACCCUGCUGCGCCUGCGUCUCCUGGCGCUCCCGCGGUACCGCCUCAGCGAUGUCAUGCGGGAGUCGCUCUCCCGUGACGGGCUGACUGCCGCGGCGCCGCUGCUCACCGAAGCGCAUCUCUCCGCCCUCGACCGGCGCCUGGCCGCCACGCUGCUGACGGUGGGCCGCUGUCGGGAGCGACAGCGCGAGCUCGGCGGGGGCGAGGUCGUCUACGACGACAUCGCGGGCUACGACGGCGGAGGCGUCGCCACGGGCCGGUGAAGCGCCUCCGUCGGCGACAGAGCUCCCCACAGUAACGGCUGUGUCAGUCGCCAUGGAGACGACGCUGCUGCGAUGUCGUGGUGGGACUGUGAGAUGAUGUCAUCAGCAGAGUCAGCAUAAGGUGGCCUAGCAGGGGCGGGAUGGAAGAGGUCACUGCACCCCUGUCACGGUCGCCCGUUUUCCCUGGUUUAAAAAAAAAUAUGAGGCAGAGAUGCAUUAAAGAGACUUUGAAGAAUUCCUCUAAUUAUGAAUUCCUGAAUAUUUGCUGGGGGAAUGAUGAAACUGCUUCGUGCUGAUGUGCCCGCAACUCACUUGACUUUGUAGAUUAACGCAGAAAUGCUGGGAAGUUCCACAUGAGUCUCAAGGAGCCGAGCCUCACUGGACACACAGUCGCUGUUAGCACGCAUUAGCAUCGUGCCGCCAGUCAUUAAGGGGGCAAUUACUUUUUCACAUGGGUGA